CAAUACAACAGACUCUCAGUUAACAGGACUCAAGCAGGUCUAUUAUGAAUAAUAACAAUAAUAGCGGAAAACAAAGAUUAAAAUGACAGACUCUCAGUUAACUAGAACUCAAGCAACCAGAAUUCUCAAGCAACCAGCAAGCAAAAAAAAAUAAAAGAAAUAAUGCUUUAAAUAUAAAUAAAUAAUAAGGAGCCCCGGUGGCGAAGUGUGUUAAAGCACUGAGCUGCUGAACUUGCAGACCGAAAGGUUCCAGGUUCAAAUCCCGGGAGCGGCGGGAGCGGCCGCUGUUGCUCCAGCUUCUGCCAACCUGGCAGUUUGAAAACAUGCAAAUGUGAGUAGAUCAAUAGGUACCGCUCCGGCGGGAAGGUAACGGCGCUCCAUGCAGUCAUGCCGGCCACAUGACCUAGGAGGUGUCUUUGGACAACGCCAGCUCUUCGGCUUAGAAAUGGAGAUGAGACCAACCCCCAGAGUCAGUCACGAAUUGACUUAAUGUCAGGGGAAACCUUUACCUUUACUUAUAUACACACACACACAAUAAAAGGAUAAAGCUGUUACAUUAAGUUUUUCUUUGUUUGUUUGUAAUGGCAGUAUUUCAAUAUUAAGUCAAAACAGAGUUUAUGAUUUAAUAUGGGAUAUAGUUGUUAGGCUUACUUGAAUGGCAACUCUCAAACAACCAGAAACUACAUCUUAUCAAUUCCUGUGAGUGCCGUUUAACUGAGAGUCUACCUGAACUCAUACAUUUAAAAUUCAUAUGUAGACUUGUAUAAUAGCUUUAUGCGAUCAUUAAUUUUAAAAAAGAAAACAAUACACACAAGCAGCUGUUUUCUAUGAGCAUGGCAUCAGGAUUGUAGGGAUCUGGUUGAUUUGUUUCCUUUUCGCCUGUGUUUUCAAUUGUGAAUUGCACCCCGGUCCCUAACUGCGGAUUAGGGGGGAAAAAACAAAACACCAAGUGAGUGUGUGUGUGCGCUGAGACUCUGCCGCCGUCCAUAUAUGGGCAUGCCCCAAACUCUGCUUUCUGAUUGGCUGCCGAGCUGCAUGCAUAUGUCUGUCAACAAAUGGGGGCGCCUUGCAGAUGGUGAGUGUAUGGGGCAGGGAGAGAGUGGCAGCCUUAAAGGGCCCGCUCGAUGGCGACGCAGAGCAAGGGAGGGGGCCGUUUGGGGCUUAAAAGGGACGCUGGCCCUUUAAGGGAUCAGGUAGCUAGCGCAUGCACACUUUCACACACAGUGGAAGGGAGGGGGGGGGCUUGGGUUAAAAGGAAAAUUCACCCCCCAAAAAUGAUCCCUCCCCCUUUAAAAAAAAACUCCCCUCUUUGGCAACCUGUGGAUUUCUUCCUAUUUCCUCCUUUCCAUUGAAACCAUUUAAAGGCCUCCAAGCCCAGGAUGAUGGGUUUUGCAAGAGGCCUCCUCUAGAUCAGAGCUUCAAACACACCCAUCAUCCACCAAUGGCUUUGGAGUAACUGGGGACUCCUAGAGGCCAUCCAGUCCCACCUCCAUCUGCCAGGCUGGUAUACACCAUCAAAGCUCUCCUGACAGAUGGCCAUCCAGGCACUUUAAAAACCUCCAGAGAAGGAGACUCUAUCACAUAUUUAUUCCAGGUUUCUUCAAGGCCCUGGGAGGCUCCUGGAGCAGAGCCCGCCAUGAGCUAGGGGAGGAGGCCUGCCUUCCCCCUGCCUUUCUGCCAUGAGAGAGUGAUGGAUCAGAACACCUUCUCCUCCCGCAUCCAGCUAUGGUGCCCCCGUCCCUUUGGCACCUACUCCCAGAACAAGCAGUGCACUGGAGGCCAGGUGAAGAAGACCUUUGGGGACUUUGCCUGCAAAGCCAAGGAAGAAGAGGUGGCGGGCGGUGAGGCCUCUUCGGAGAACAUCCCUCCUGCCCCGCCGCCUCCGCCCCCCGCCACCUCCCUGAGCCCCAGCCAAGUGGAGGAAGGGCGGGUGCUCUUGGACACGUGGUACGUCAUCAAGCCAGGCAACACCAAGGAGAAGAUUGCCUUUUUCGUGGCCCACCAGUGCAGCAGUGGCAGCCGGGCAAGCGCCAUGAAGGUCAAAGGGAACUGGGGGAGUGACAGCUCCAAAGCCAAGCGCCGGCGGCGGUCUCACGACCCCAGCAAAAGCAGACCUUGCCCAGUCAAGUUGAAGGACGGUGUUGGUGGGGUUAGCAACAAGGAAGCAGAAGAUGUGUGCCUUUGUCCAGAGUCCCACACCGACCCUGCCAGCGCAGAUACCACCGAUUUGCUUUCGGUCGCCGAGAUGGUGGCCUUGGUGGAGCAGCGGACGGCCCUGGCCCUGCAAAACUACGCCAGGCCCAGCCCUCCUGCCGCCCCACCGUCCCCCAUGGUUUUUGUGUCCACGGAGCAAGAAGAAAGCGGGGAGAAGAAAGGGGGCACGUUGGGGGGCGGUGGCUCGGACUGCAGCCGGGUGGCCGAGGCGGUGGCCCACUUUGAGUCCCGGGAGCGAAACGUCUUGCGCCAGAAUGGUCUCUGCCGGGAGUCUCCCGAAUGCGUGGCCAACUCCCAGCACAGCCCUGGCGAGGUCCGCAUCGCCUUCCGCAUCUCCAGCAGCCGGGACCCCCGCUCGCCCACUGAGGGCGGCUCCAGCACCCGCCCCAACUGCAUGUUCAUGAGCUGUGGAGGGUCGCCGACAGGGAGCGCUGCCCGUGCCAAAGACAAGAUCACAUGUGACCUCUACCAACUCAUCAGCCCUUCCCGAGACACCCUGCCCAACAAUGUGGACUUCCUUCUGGCAAGUGCCUCCCCAAAAGGGGCUGACGGGUCGGGCAGCGAUCCCCCGGAUGUGGAGAUGACGUGCGGAGAGAGCCAAGGGGGUUCUGGGAAAAUGGAGACAAUCUCCGAAGCGGGCAGGGCUGGUGCCGAAAAAAUGGGACCGUCGGCUGCAACCACCAUCACCCGGGACUGCAUCUCCGGCUUCCAUGUGGAUGUGGUCGUCACCGGGGUGGUGGACCAGUGUGUCUUUUUUGGCAAGGACAGCACCAAGAACAUGAAGGAGGAGACUGUCUGCUUGACGGUCAGCUCGCCUACCCAAGAGGUGUUGUGCUCGUCGUGUGACGACCCUCCUCCGGGGCAGCUCUUCUUCCUCCACACGCAAGGGGGACAGCCGGGGGACAGCCGGGACAUGGACGGCGCCUUCCUGGACCCUAUGAACGGCAGCGAGGGUGGCCUGGACAGGGCCGAUGGGUCCGGGUUGGAAUCCUCCGGCUCGGACACCUCCCUCUGCCGUCUGUAUCGCCACGUCUCCCACGACUUUCUGGAGAUCCGCUUCAAGAUCCAGCGCUUGCUGGAGCCCCGCCAGUAUAUGCUGCUCCUCCCUGACCAUAUCAUGGUGAAGAUCUUCAGCUACCUGCCCACGCAGUCGCUGGCCGCCUUAAAGUGCUCCUGCCACUACUUCAAGUACAUCAUCGAGACUUUCGGCGUCCAGGCCACGGACUCCAAGUGGAACCGGGACCCUUUGUACCGGGACGACCCUUGCAAGCAGUGCAAGAAGCACUACGAGAAGGGGGACGUCUCCCUCUGCCGCUGGCACCCCAAGCCCUAUCAUCACGACCUGCCUUACGGACGCUCCUACUGGAUGUGCUGCCGGCGGACGGACAAGGACACGCCGGGCUGCCGGGUGGGACUUCACGACAACAACUGGGUGCAGCCCUGCGACAUGUUGCGGGAAAGGGCGGCCCGGAGGGAGGACGGGAGGUGAGGGGUGGCGUUUGGGCAGCAGAGUUUGGGAAGGAGACGCUCCCUGUGUUGUCGAAGGCUUUCAUGGCCGGAAUCACUGGGUUGUUGUGAAUUUUCCGGGCUGUAUGGCCAUUUUCCAGAUGUUUUGCCUGCAUCUAUGGAGGCAUCCUCAGAGGCUGUGAGGUCUAUUGGAAACUAGACAAGGGAGGUUUAUAUAUCUGUGGAAGGUCUAGGGUGGGAGAAAGAACUUUCUGUUGGAGGCAGGUGUGAAUGUUGCAAUUAAUUGAAAAGCCGUGCAUCUUCAAGGCCUGGCUGAUUCCUGCCUGGGGGAAUCCUUUGUUGGGAGGUGUUGCCUGGCCCUGAUUGAUUCAUGUCUGGAAUUCCCUUGUUUUUUUUUUAGUGUUGUUCUUAUUUCCUGUCCUGAUUUUAGAGGUUUUUUUCAAUACUGGUAGCCAGAUUUUGUUCAUUUUUAUGAUUUCCUCCUUUCUGUUGAAAUUGUCCACAUGCUUGUGGAUUUCAGUGGCUUCUCUGUGGACAAUUGUCCAAGCAUAUGGACAACUUAAGCAGAAUGGAGAAAACCAUGAAAAUGAACAAAAUCUGGUUACCAGUAUUAAAAAAUUCUAAAAUCAGGACAGGAAAUAAAGAACAACACUCUGAAGAUAGGGGGAUUCCAGGCAAGAAACAAUCAGGGCCAGCUAACACCUCCCAACAAAGGAUUCCCUCAGGCAGGAAGCAGCCAGGCUUUGAAGCUGCAAGGAUAUUCAGUGCUGAUCUAGCUGGUUGAUUGCAACAUUCACACUUGCCUCCAGAAGACAAAGAGUUCUUUCUCCCACCCUGGACAUUCCACAGAUAUAUCAACCCCACUUGCCUGGAACUCACAACCUCUGAGGAUGCCUGCCAUAGAUGUGGGCGAAACGUCAGGAGAGAAUGCUUCUGGAACAUGGCCAUACAGCCUGGAAAGCUCACAGCAAUCCAGAGACAUUGCCCCUUUUUCACACAUUCUCUUCUCUUCUUUCUGCUCUCCCUUGUGUGCGUGAGAGGGUAUGGUGUGAGUGUAUUUUACAAAAUUUCUGUUGUGUUUUUUUUAAAAAAAGGGAGAGAAUUGCUUGGUUGUGUUUGCCGGUUUGGAUUUGGUUUCUCUCCAACGCCCCACUUCCCAAUUUCCCCUUCCUUGGCCAGAUUCUCAAAGGCAAAAAAAAAUACAUAUGGGAAAAAAGAAAAGUAUGUUUUUAAACUGUCUCGAUUGGCUCAACAUCAGGUGUAUGAUCAUUGAGCAAAAAAUAAGGAAUGGUUGGGUUUUUUGGCAACUAGACCCCACUUAGGCACUUUCUGUUGCCAGCUGCUUUUGGCUCCACUUUCUGGCUUCCCUUACUGAAUAUUAAAUUCAGAUAAUCUGAUGGCGAAACACA
Messenger RNA from Anolis carolinensis (green anole), 5090 nucleotides. RefSeq names its product F-box protein 46 (gene fbxo46). NCBI's taxonomy places the organism in Eukaryota, Metazoa, Chordata, Lepidosauria, Squamata, Anolidae. Gene Ontology annotation, biological process: intracellular signal transduction. The transcript is spliced from 3 exons. The record is from RefSeq and is a predicted model, not a curated record. The coding region runs from base 1691 to 3703 and encodes 670 amino acids. Gene Ontology annotation, molecular function: protein binding.